Molecule: messenger RNA, 1807 nt
Organism: Ricinus communis (castor bean)
Lineage: Eukaryota; Viridiplantae; Streptophyta; Magnoliopsida; Malpighiales; Euphorbiaceae
Product: auxin-responsive protein IAA27
Exons: 5
Coding region: 370-1491 (373 amino acids)
Biological process (GO): regulation of DNA-templated transcription
Cellular component (GO): nucleus
Molecular function (GO): protein binding
Source: RefSeq, a predicted model, not a curated record
UCAGUUCAAUCUAAUCAUCAAUUUAAUCUUUCUUUCUUGCCUUUUAGUUUGUGGUAAGGCUGGCAUUGAAAGGGUUUUGUUUCGAACAUCCCAAAAAAGGGUUAAUUAUUAUUAUUAUUUUUUUUGAAAUUCUUUUUAUACAGAAAUCUAAUAUUUAUAUAUGAAAUGAAGAGCAAAGUAUAGCUACAGAAAGGCCAAAGAAGCUUCUUUUUCUGCAUCAACAAAAACCAGUUCUUAGCAGAACAAACCACCAGACUGCUUUUCUUUCUUUCUCUCUGAAGACCAUUUUCCUGUUCUUGUUUAUAAACUUUCUUGCAAUCUUUUUUCUGGGUUAUAUUUGUUGUAGUUGUUUCAAAGUUAACAACUUUGAUGUCUUCUGUACCAAAAGAACAUGAUUACAUAGGCUUAUCAGAGACUUCUCCUAUGGAAAGAAUCUCUGACAAGCUUUCCUCUUCCCCUUCCUUUUCCUCUUCUUCUUCUUCUUCUUCCUCUACUACAAAUGAAGAGAACAGUAACAAAAACAAGACUUGUCUUAACUUAAAAGAAACUGAGUUAAGGCUUGGUUUGCCUGGUUCUCAAUCUCCAGAAAGAAAGCCCCUGUCUUUGCAUACUGGGGUUUCUCUUUUUGGAAAAGACAUUGACACCACCAACAAUAACAACAGUGCUACUAAUGGUAAUGGGUAUUCUUUUUCUCUCAGUAGCCCAUUAAAGAGUUUAGUUUCAGGUGCUAAAAGAGGUUUCUCAGAUGCCAUUGAUGGUUCUACUACUAAUUGGGUUUUCCCUGUUAAUAAUGGAUCUGACAUUGAUUUGAGUAAAGGUGCUGUCUUAUUCUCCUCAAGAGGUGAUAAUGGUAAUAAGAAUAAUAAUAAUACCCAGAAAUCCUCUAUACCUGCUGGGCUAGCAAAGAAAGAUGUGGUUGUUGCUGGUAAUAUUAUUGCUCAAUCUCCAAAGCCAGUUUCUGAGAAGAACAGUCAAGUCUCCAGUGGUGCAAAUGAGAAUGGUAGUGCUCCUGCUGCAAAGGCACAAGUGGUAGGGUGGCCACCUAUUCGAUCAUUUCGGAAGAAUACCAUGGCCUCUAAUGUGGCAAAGAACAAUGAAGAUGCUGAAGGCAAAUCAGGAUCUGGGUGCCUCUAUGUGAAGGUUAGCAUGGAUGGUGCACCAUACCUCAGGAAGGUUGAUCUCAAGACCUACAGCAACUAUGUAGAACUCUCAUCUGGACUUGAAAAAAUGUUUAGUUGUUUUACCAUUGGGCAAUGUGGUUCUCAUGGACUUCCAGGACGAGAUGGUCUGAGCGAGACCUGUUUAAAGGAUCUUCUUCAUGGUUCUGAGUAUGUUCUCACAUAUGAAGAUAAGGACAGUGAUUGGAUGCUUGUUGGUGAUGUCCCCUGGGAGAUGUUUACUGAAACAUGCAGGAGACUCAGAAUCAUGAAAGGUUCAGAGGCAAUUGGGCUUGCUCCAAGGGCCAUGGAGAAAUGCAAGAGUCGUAAUUAGUGUAUAAUAAGCAAGGAAGUUCAAGAAGUUUCUGAAAUUCCGGGAAAGCUGAAGAGUGUGUCAAGUUGAGCGCUUUGCUCAUCAGCAAUAUAUAUGUAUGGAAAUGUCACAAGUUUGCUGUAUUUACUGAACUAAAAACCAAAAAAAAAAAAAAAAAAAGAAAAGAAAGAAAGAAAAAAAACCAAAAAAGAAAAUCUACAAGACAGGAUUUAAUUGAAGACAUUGUUUUAAGUUUCCUUAGUUAUUCUAUUAGCUUUUCUUUCCGUAUGUACUUCAAUGUCUCUGUAAAUUAAGGGAUUGCUUGCUGAUUAUUACA